ACAUGUGCAUUUGAAGGAUUGAUUGGGUUGAGAUGCCGCUUGUGGAUAUUGGAUAUCGAAUGAGUAGUAGGCAGAUAUGGAGGCGCGAUGCCACAGCAGCCCCGUGCUGUGAUUCCGUUGGAAACUUUAUACAAAACUAGGAGCUCAACUAAAACCUUAAGAUUCGAUAACAGACUCGAAACUGGGCAUCUGAGUUAUCAAUUACACCAAUGGAAAGUCGUCGUUUCAUUGGGUCCUAAUGUUUCGACACUGUCUGGUGGAUGCUCCAUACAUGCUUCUGUUUUGACAUUAGCAAGCAGUAUGGAUAUUCAAGGUUACCCUUUGAAGAGAACUCAACCAAAAUUUCCCGACAAGUAUUGGCUGCUAAUUGUAUCCUGGUGACUGCAUCUUCAAUAUAUACCCCAUGGCUGAAAGGUUCUAGGGCAAUGAAUCAACAGAAGAUAACGGAAAUUGGUCCUUCAAAAGGACUGACGCAUUCCUGUCAGAAAGAAAGUCCAAGCUCGAUGGCUGGUGAUUGUUCUGAUCUUUCCAUGGGAUCUAUAGUCCAAGCUCAAAAGUGUUGCCUGAGAUCCGGUCUUGCAGGCCCCAUCUCUCCUGUUUCCCCUGCUCACAGCUUAAAGAGCUCGUUUUCGCGGUCUUCUGUAUUCUGUACUAGUCUAUACCAGUCAUCCUCAACAACAUCAGAAGCUCAUAGACUGCUUGGGAAUCUGCCAUUCCUUCCUCAUACUCCAACGUACAAUAGAUCCCUUCCUGGUGUUGAUUCCACAAAGUCGUCCUCUCUCUUUAGUGAUGAUAUAUGCAAUCAAGGUGAUGAGAGAGACUCGGAGGAGGCUCUUAUGAAGGACUUCCUCAGUUUGCCCGGGGACUCUGCUGAAGGGAGCUUCCAUGAUAUAAAUUGUACCGGUGACAAUUCCGACUUAGCAGAGCAGUUGGAACUGCAGUAUCUGUCUGAUGAGCUCGACAUGGUCAUGAUUGACAAUGGAGAAAACCCGAGGCUCGAUGACAUCUACGGAACGCAGCAAUCAUCUCCCAAGCAAGCACCAGAAUUGAAUGUCAACAACUCUAUCACGGCACAAGGUAUCGAUUCCCCUUCAAGUCAAUCUCCUAGUCCUAAUAUGCACAGACCAAGGAUGCGAUGGACACCAGAACUUCACGUGCGUUUUGUAGAGGCUGUCAACAAGCUCGAUGGUGCUGAAAAGGCUACACCAAAAGGCGUACUAAAGCUCAUGAAUGUCGAAGGUUUGACAAUUUACCAUGUAAAAAGCCACUUGCAGAAAUAUCGUCUUGCCAAGUACAUGCCCGAGAGAAAAGAAGAAAAGAAGACUUCUAGCUCUGAAGAGAAAAAGGCAGCCAGUAGCAACGAUUGUGAUGGAAGAAGAAAAGGGAGCACGCAACUCACCGAGGCUCUUCGCAUGCAAAUGGAAGUCCAGAAACAACUGCACGAACAACUUGAGGUACAGAAGGCGCUGCAGUUGCGGAUAGAAGAGCAUGCACAAUACUUGCAGAAGAUUCUGGAGGAACAACAGAAAGCUGGCAGUGCCUUGUGUCAAUCAACUCAAAACUUGCCAUCACCGAAAGAUAGUGUUCCUUCUGAUCAGGCAGGGUCAUCCAACUCCGACUCUGGUCCUCCUUCCGAGUCUUUGAAGCGAAAGAGCAGUGUCGACUCUGAUGAUCACGUAAGUGAGCAGAAGAAGAAGAGGCUCAGCCUCGAAGGUGACUCUGCAUCCACGCCUUCCAGUGAGGUCAUCUCAAAGAGCCCCCUCCAAUGACUAUACGAUGCCUAUGUUAGUUUAUUCUUUGCAUCUGUAUUGGAGUUGUAUGAUAUUGGCAUGAAUUUAUUUCGGAUAUUGACAAUUUGCUUUUGGAAAUGGAAAUUACUGGAUAAUGUUCGGUUCAUCUUGGGUUAUACAUGUGGCUUUUUUUUU
This is a messenger RNA of Punica granatum (pomegranate), 1925 nucleotides long. NCBI's taxonomy places the organism in Eukaryota, Viridiplantae, Streptophyta, Magnoliopsida, Myrtales, Lythraceae. The record is from RefSeq and is a predicted model, not a curated record.